AUGGAGGACACACCAAUGCCACCACGACCAGAGAGAUCCGACUCCUCGUCUGGAUCUUCGAUUGGGGAGCACGAGAUACAAAUGCCGAUCCCUACCAGGCCGCCACUGACCAGCCGCAAAAGCAGCGGCACUCUUAUCGUCCCCCGGGACUCGGACCAAGUUGGUCCAAACCCUCCGCAACUUGGACCCGGCGAUGUCAGAGCCAUGAGUCCCAGGAGAACAAGCGAGGACCUGGAGAACAUGGGACGAGAGGCUAGAGAAGAACUGCACCGGCACGCAAAGGCACUGCAAGAUUCCCUGCUAAUGAUCUUCUCCCGUAUCGAAGCCGUCAAAGAAGAGCACGACAAGCUGGACAACAACAACAAGUUCCUGCAAAAGUAUAUUGGCGACCUGAUGAGCACCUCAAAAAUCACUGCUACAGGCACUCGGGGCAGAAAAUGA
Truncatella angustata is the source of this 441-nucleotide messenger RNA. RefSeq lists its product as uncharacterized. Lineage: Eukaryota; Fungi; Ascomycota; Sordariomycetes; Amphisphaeriales; Sporocadaceae. The transcript is spliced from 2 exons. Gene Ontology annotation, cellular component: trans-Golgi network. The coding region runs from base 1 to 441 and encodes 146 amino acids. The record is from RefSeq and is a predicted model, not a curated record.